GUGGAUCUCUCACAGUCUGAGCACCAACAAGCAUGAAGGCCAUAAUUCUCGCCUUUUCUGUGGCGGCUGCAGUAGCCAUGGCCGAUGUGGGCUUCAGCCACCAAACCCAUCGUACCAAUCCCCUGUCUCAAUAUUCCUUGCCGGUUGCUCGACCCCACCCCCAGUAUUCAGCCCCAGCUCCCCAGUUCAGCGACGCCCCAGCCCAGUACAACUUCCAGUGGGACGUCAACGACCGGUAUUCUGGUAACUAUUAUGGACACCAGGAACAGAGGAACGGACCCACUACUCAAGGAAGGUACUAUGUCAGGCUCCCCGAUACUCGCCUCAUGAGAGUCGAUUACUACGCUGACAAUCACGGCUUCCACCCUUCUGUUACCUUUGAAGGGGAAGCUCAGUAUCCUAGGGCCCAAACUCAAUCCUAUCAAGCCAUCCCUGCCUUCAGCCAGACUCUUGUCCGUUCUGUCCAUGCCCCAAGUCAGGCACAUGCCCAAGCUCCUAGCCAGGGGCACGUCCAUUCCACGUAUACUUCGACCCAACCCAACAAACAGUCUAUUCAUGGGCACGUCCAACCUACACAUGAAACAUCGCAAGACUACCAGUUACCUACGUUGUCAUAUUAUCAACCCAGAAAAUAGUAAAGACUUGAUUUUACGAGAAUCUCCACUGUUCCUAGUUUAUUUAAACCAGGAUGUCAUACAAUUGUGGAUGCAUUACCAAAGAGGUUGUUACCCAAAGAGUUAGAAACACUAUUGACCAUCAACAACGCUUACUAGACACAAUUUCACUGUAUCUCACUGUGACUGUGAUUCCUCCGAAUUAAUUUUUUAAUACGAUCUACUUAUAUUUCGCAUGAUGAACUGGCUGCCCAUCAGUUCUGUAUCGUUUGUAGGUAGUCUCGGGUCUAUUUCCUGACUUCAUAAUCAACAUCCUUCGUUAUUUGCUACAGAUCAUCAGCACUAUCGCCUUUUUGUCUGUUGUUGUUGUGCAGCUUCGGUCUUUUGUUUUGAAUUAUGAGUUGUUUGUUAUAUUCACAGAGAAAUCUGCUGUGUAUUAAAUACUCGAAUAAAAUAUUUACUUUGUUUUUUAAGCACAA
Messenger RNA from Macrobrachium nipponense, 1093 nucleotides. RefSeq names its product cuticle protein 18.6-like. The transcript has 3 exons. Lineage: Eukaryota; Metazoa; Arthropoda; Malacostraca; Decapoda; Palaemonidae. The coding region runs from base 33 to 635 and encodes 200 amino acids. Gene Ontology annotation, cellular component: extracellular matrix. The record is from RefSeq and is a predicted model, not a curated record.